This is a messenger RNA of Sodiomyces alkalinus F11, 957 nucleotides long. Its product is annotated as maintenance of ploidy protein MOB2. NCBI's taxonomy places the organism in Eukaryota, Fungi, Ascomycota, Sordariomycetes, Glomerellales, Plectosphaerellaceae. Gene Ontology annotation, cellular component: cytoplasm; nucleus. Gene Ontology annotation, molecular function: protein kinase activator activity. The transcript is spliced from 4 exons. The coding region runs from base 133 to 957 and encodes 274 amino acids. Gene Ontology annotation, biological process: cell division; signal transduction; positive regulation of protein phosphorylation. The record is from RefSeq and is a predicted model, not a curated record.
CACACAUCCCAGAGCUUGCUCUUCAUUAUUAUCUGAUCCCUUCUAUUUUUUUAUUUUUUAUUUUUCAUUUCUAUUUUUUACCCCGCUCUUCGUCCUUUCACGACCGACCAUUCUGCCUGCUUUGCGGAAACUAUGGCGAGUCCGAACCCCGAGCCCUUGCCCAUGUGGCUCAACCCGUCAUACUCGAGACAGAUUGUCAAAGGAAACCUAAUGACAUUGAGUGCGCGACCCAAGGUCGUGGAACAAGGGGAGUGGAUCGCACAUCAAGUUGUUGAAAACUACCGGAAUUUAUGGAACUUUGUUCGAGUGAUUCACGAGAAAGAGGAGGAUGGCACGAGCAUCUGCAACGCUAUAUCCUGCCCUAAGAUGUCCGCUGGCCCCAACCACUCUUACACCUGGCUCAACAGUCGCUACCAGCCAGUCGAGCUCCCGGCCUGCGAGUACAUGGCUCUCAUGCAGCGCUGGAUCGGCAGCAAAGCAAACGACGAGAGACUCUUCCCCACCGAUCCCGCCGGGGUUUCCUGCGCGCCGUGUCCUCCGAGUCCUCCCGUCGCGUCCGGCACCGCCAAUCAAUCGGCCUCCCACCCGCAAGCCGAUCUUGCUGCGGCUGACAAUGGCGGCCACUGGGUCGGCAGGCGCAGCGGGUUCCCCGAGGAAUUCGCCAACGUCAGCCGCACCAUCUUCCUGCAGAUGCUCCGCGUGUAUGCGCACCUCUACCACAACCACUUUGUCGAGCCGUUUUACCAUCUCAACUUGGAGAAGCAGCUCAACAGCUGCUUUUCGCACUUUCUCUUGACGGCUGCGUCGCUCGACAUGCUGGGGAAGGAGGACCUGGAGCCCGUCCAAGGCCUGCUGGACCUUUGGGCCGCUAGCGGCAUAUUUCCCCAGGGGAGCAAGGCGUACCAGCUGGCGAAUAUUGCAAAUGGGAACAGGAUUUUGCAGCUGGCAGCCUUUUGA